This is a messenger RNA of Penicillium canescens, 381 nucleotides long. RefSeq lists its product as uncharacterized. The transcript is spliced from 2 exons. The annotation marks the transcript as partial. NCBI's taxonomy places the organism in Eukaryota, Fungi, Ascomycota, Eurotiomycetes, Eurotiales, Aspergillaceae. The record is from RefSeq and is a predicted model, not a curated record.
GGCUUUGCUCCAUGUGACGAGCCCAAGGUGCUGCUCAACAAGACAUCCAAGCCUACAAAAAUUUUUAUCCUGCACCAGUACGGUAACUCGAUGAAAUCUUCCAGUACGACAAACCGGCAAUUGACUUGCUUCCGGGAGCUCAUAUUUUGCUCUUUGUGUGCAGUCGCUUUGACAGCUGUCGAAAGCAAAGAUGACGUGUAUGAGACCAUGCGGGGGUUUUUGGAUCCGAUGCCUAUUCAAAACGUUUCGAGACGCUUAUUCGUGGUGCAAAAUGGGUUAACAAAGUCAUAUCUCUUUUAUCUCACACCAGGUGGGCUUUACGAAGCUGGGACAUUUUCCUUGUUGGCGUUUACUGGAUGGUUUGAAAACACAAAUACAUGA